AGUCAGCGUAAAAUAUUUUUUCCGCGUCAUUAGUUGUUUUUUUUUUCUUUUUCUGUUGUUAAACGUUAGCUAAGCUACAUGUCAGUGUAAGCAGCUCACCAUGGACAAGUCGUGAAAGCUCUUUGAAAAGUUAGUUAUCGAGCUGACGUUACUUCGCUGUAAGUUAACGCACAUCUUCAACUGGCUGGCGAACAUUAGCUACGCUAGCUAAGCUAACCAAGAUGGAGUGAACUAGUUUAUAUCUUGCAUUGAAAUUCAUGCUUAUAAACGGGGCGAUGAAAUGCAGACCCUAGAUGAUCCCUAUGAGAAAUUUAUUCUGCAACACUUGAAGCAUUAUGGACUUUUUACUGGCCAGGGUUCAUCAUCUAUUCAGACAAAAGUCUCAACCCGUAGGACGUGGGAACGCACCCAUGACUCUUUGGUCACAGAUGCCAUCCAUUUACCUGUCGACAGCAUAAACUUGGAGGAAGAGCCAGAACCACAUCAGGGACAAUUCUCUUUCAAUGUGGAGAAAUAUCUCAGGACCAGGCAGCUGCUAUUUGAUUUUGAAGGUGGACGGCCUAUCCCUCGCCUGAGGGAACCGUUGGACCUCUUUACUAUCCCCUCCACCUCCAGUCCCUUCCAGGGUGUUCGCUGGCCUGUUGAAUGCGAAGUCAUCUGUGACAAAAUCCAUCACAUAGAAUGGGACCCUCCUGAACCAGAGCCAUUUUACCAACAGACAGGCCAUGAGCGCACCCCAAUGCCAGUUGGAGAAGAAAAAGGAAAUACUGUCUACUGUAUAGACUCAGCCACAAAAACAUUGUACUUCACACGCUCUCGUGUUGGUGGAGGCAGAGAGCCUAAAAAGGGGGCCACAUCUUGUGCCAACAGCCAGGCAACAUCCACCCUGUCCUUCGAGUCUCGGUUCGAGAGUGGUAAUCUUCAAAAAGCAGUUCAAGUUGGUGUGUAUGAUUAUGAGCUCACUUUGUGCAAUGACAUGUACACCACAAAACAUACGCAGUGGUUCUACUUCCGUGUGAGGAACAUGAAGGCAGGUGUCACCUAUCGUUUCACUAUUAUCAACCUGAUGAAAUCCAGUAGUUUGUAUGAAGCAGGCAUGCGCCCACUGCUGUACUCUGACCUUGCUGCAUGGCUGAAGGGAGAAGGUUGGCGCCGUGUGGGCAGCAACAUUCGGUAUUACCGGAAUGACAGUGAAAAGGGUGGAAAAACACUCUACUCCCUCACCUGGACACUUCAGUUUCCUUAUGAAAAUGACUCCUGUUACUUAGCCCACUGCUACCCGUACACCUAUUCAGACCUCCAGUGCUACCUGGGUGGUGUGAUUUCGGACCCGGCCCGGGCAGCUUACUGUAAGGUGCGGGUCCUGUGCCGCAGCCUGGCAGGAAACGCUGUGUACGCAUUGACUAUCACAGCACCCGGUGGUACCUGGCAAGAGCGAAGGAGCAAGCGAGCAGUGGUAGUGACAGCUCGAGUGCAUCCAGGAGAGACUAAUGGGUCAUGGAUGAUGCAGGGCUUCCUGGAUUUUCUGUUGGGAGACUCACCAGAUGCACGGCUAUUGAGGGAAACAUUUGUCUUUAAGGUUGUGCCAAUGCUGAACCCUGAUGGUGUGGUAGUUGGAAACUAUCGCUGUUCACUGACAGGUUGUGAUCUAAACCGCAACUAUCGCACUGUACUGCGGGACUCUUUCCCCUGUGUGUGGUACACUCGCAACAUGGUGAAACGGUUGCUUGCUGAGAGAGAAGUAGUGCUUUAUUGUGACUUUCAUGGACACAGCAGGAAAAACAAUGUGUUCAUGUAUGGUUGCAAUGAUCGUAAAGAUGCUUCACUACAUCUUCAAGAACGAAUCUUUCCCCUGAUGAUGAGCAAGAAUGCCAAAGACAAGUUUUCUUUCAGAAGCUGUAAGUUCAAAAUGCAGAAAAGCAAAGAAGGCACUGGCCGUAUUGUGAUGUGGAGGCUGGGCAUCAGAAAUAGUUAUACUAUGGAGUCCACCUUUGGAGGCUCCACUUUAGGGGACAGGAAAGGUACACAUUUCUCCAUAAGGGACCUGAAGUCUAUGGGCUACCUUUUUUGUGACACCUUGUUGGACUUCUGUGACCCAGACACGACAAAGAUUGCACAUUGUCUGACAGAGUUAGAGGCUUUACUGAGGCAAGAGAUAAGACGAAAGCUGGGUCAGGAUGUGGACUUGGACUCCUUCGAAGGACUUUCUGAUAUAGACAUUGAGUCGAGCACCAGUGGUUCAAAUAGCACCGAGUCAGAUGGUCUGCCUGUUCAUCUUUUAAACUGCUCAGAUCAGAAUAUGAAAGUGAAGAAGAAGCAUUUGCGAAGCAGAAAAGAAAGAAAUAAACUACGACAGCAGCGAACACAGAGUGCGACAUCCGAGAUUGUUCACAGAAACAUCAAAAACGCUGAUCCUUUACCAUCAAAUGAAGACCUGGUGAAAGUGAGGAUUCAAGAGAAAGCAGUGACUCUAGAGAAAGACACAAAGGACAAAAGUCAAAAGACGCAGUUAGUAGUGAGGGGCAAUCAGUCUGGAAGGUCCUGGAUCCCUCAUCCCACCACACGCAUUGGUGUUCUUGACCAUGCAACCUUUUGGGAGCACAAGCCAGAAAAGAAUCCAUAUUUGGAGGCUGUUAGUGCAGCCUGUCUGCGCAGUGGAGGCUUGAAUGAUUCCUGUCAACGGCCUGUCACAGAACAAAUGUGUCAUUACGCCUCGCGUCACUCCCAGACACAAAGGCAGCGUCAACCCCUGACCAUCACUGCAGUCCGGCACCGCUUCUCGUCUGUGCCAGUCCAACAGUGCUCUUUGCUCUUCAACUCAGAUGUCAGAGCACAUGCUGGAAUAAGAGGAAGGUGCUCUGUGCCAAACAUCUCACUGCGUAGAACUGUAGUAACAGACCACAGACAGUGCAGGGCUGUUCCAGAGUUUCUUCCUAUCAGAGGCCUGGAGCCCUGUGCCUCUGUUCACAUCUACCCAACCCACACUGACAACCAGCAGAAGCUCAUACAAGAAGGAACAUCCCAGUCAACCAACAUUUCAUUCAAAUACUUCAUGCCUGAAAUACAGGACACUAUGGGCACCCUGAGGACGAAUCAUAAGAGAAAUGCAAGAGCGGCUCCUACCGGAGGUGUGGCAGUACUGGACGCUGUGCAGUCCAGUGAAGCAGAGCAGCUCAGUAAACAAGGGAAAGAGGACUGCUCCUUUUUUCCUGAUCUGAGGAGUGUUAACAUGCAUGGCAGAAGCCACAGUCAUGACAGGGCUUCAGGUGACCAGGCUGGAUUAGGGGGUCUGGGGAAAUUGCCAGGAGGGAGCGCAGGGCAGCGGGUAUCGGAGGGAGAUGCUGCUUCACCAGAAGGCCUACACAGUGAAGAGAGGGCCCACGCUGUACAGAGACUGCAGAAACAGCACAAAGCUAAAAUCUCAUGAGGCGCAUAAGAAGAAGGAGUGUGAAGAAGAUGGAAUCACAAGAUCCACAAGAUCAGCACCACUUCAGGGAACAACAUGGAAACAUCAGUCCUGGGAUGCUAGGAAAGAGUAUCUUGGAGUAUGCAUAUUUCAUUUGACCUACAUAAUACAUAUGUAGUAAGGUGUACUGUGGUUGGUAAAGUUGAAGUUAGGAACUUGAGCAUGUUCCCACUCUGAACUAGAAUAUACUUUUGGUUUUGUACAAAACCUCUAUGGUGUCUGUUUAAUCAGAUUCAUAAUCUACAUUUUUUCUGGCGUUUAUGUACUUCUGCACCCAUUUCAAUAAAACUG
Messenger RNA from Colossoma macropomum (tambaqui), 3757 nucleotides. It is a transcript of the gene agbl2, whose product is annotated as ATP/GTP binding protein-like 2. Gene Ontology annotation, biological process: proteolysis. The transcript has 25 exons. The record is from RefSeq and is a predicted model, not a curated record. Gene Ontology annotation, molecular function: zinc ion binding; metallocarboxypeptidase activity. NCBI's taxonomy places the organism in Eukaryota, Metazoa, Chordata, Actinopteri, Characiformes, Serrasalmidae. Bases 281 to 3427 code for a protein of 1048 amino acids.